Messenger RNA from Parus major (Great Tit), 2901 nucleotides. It is a transcript of the gene FGFR1, whose product is annotated as fibroblast growth factor receptor 1. The record is from RefSeq and is a predicted model, not a curated record. The transcript has 18 exons. Gene Ontology annotation, molecular function: fibroblast growth factor binding; ATP binding; fibroblast growth factor receptor activity. Gene Ontology annotation, cellular component: signaling receptor complex; membrane. Gene Ontology annotation, biological process: positive regulation of kinase activity; protein phosphorylation; fibroblast growth factor receptor signaling pathway. Lineage: Eukaryota; Metazoa; Chordata; Aves; Passeriformes; Paridae. The coding region runs from base 187 to 2649 and encodes 820 amino acids.
CUGACGCCUUUGGGCGAAGGGAAGCGCCUGUUCCCGUGGCAGCUUGGGGACGGCGCAGCACGCGGCAGCGCGGAGAGGAGCCCGCUUGUAGGGGCUGAGAGCCCUGCGGAGACCGGGGCCAGCCCGGGGCCCCCAUGGAGUGGGAGUUGUGGAGCCCAGUUGCCGAGCAGUAGCUGCAGCAGUGGGAUGUUUACCUGGCGGUGCCUCAUCCUUUGGGCUGUGCUGGUCGCAGCCGCGCUCUCCGCCGCCCGGCCGGCCCCCACCCUGCCCGACCAAGCUCUGGCCAAAGCAAAAAUUGAAGUGGAGUCGUACUCAGCCCACCCCGGUGAGCUGCUCCAGCUGCGCUGCCGGCUGCGGGACGACGUGCAGAGCAUCAACUGGGUGCGGGAUGGCAUCCAGCUGGCCGAGAACAACCGCACACGCAUCACCGGCGACGAGGUAGAGGUCAGGGACGUGGUGCCCGAGGACUCGGGGCUCUACGCCUGCAUGACCAACAGCCCCUCGGGCAGCGAGACCACCUACUUCUCUGUCAACAUCUCAGACGCUCUCCCCUCGGCAGAGGAUGAUGACGAUGAAGAUGAUUCCUCGUCGGAGGAGAAGGAGGCGGAUAACACCAAGCCGAACCAGGCCAUCGCUCCCUACUGGACCUAUCCUGAGAAGAUGGAGAAGAAGCUCCACGCCGUCCCUGCUGCCAAAACAGUGAAAUUCAAGUGUCCAUCGAGUGGGACACCCAACCCCACACUGCGCUGGCUGAAGAACGGCAAAGAGUUCAAACCUGACCACCGCAUCGGGGGCUACAAGGUCCGCCAGGCGACCUGGAGCAUCAUCAUGGACUCGGUGGUGCCGUCGGAUAAAGGCAACUACACCUGCAUUGUGGAGAACAAGUACGGCAGCAUCAACCACACCUACCAGCUGGAUGUCGUGGAGCGGUCCCCGCACCGGCCCAUCCUGCAGGCAGGGCUCCCUGCCAACAAGACAGUGGCCCUGGGCAGCAACGUGGAGUUUGUCUGCAAGGUCUACAGUGACCCUCAGCCCCACAUCCAGUGGCUGAAGCACAUUGAGGUGAACGGCAGCAAGAUCGGCCCCGACAACCUGCCCUACGUGCAGAUCCUGAAGACGGCUGGCGUUAACACGACAGACAAAGAAAUGGAAGUCCUUCACUUAAGGAAUGUCUCAUUUGAGGAUGCUGGGGAGUAUACAUGUUUGGCGGGUAAUUCUAUUGGGAUCUCCCAUCACUCUGCAUGGUUGACAGUUCUCGAAGCUAUUGAAGACACCCCAGCCAUGAUGACGUCUCCUUUCUACCUGGAGAUCAUCAUCUACUGCAUCGGAGCCUUCCUCAUCUCCUGCAUGGUGGUGACCAUCAUCAUCUACAAGCUGAAGAGCACCACCAAGAAGACAGACUUCAACAGCCAGCUGGCCGUGCACAAGCUGGCCAAGAGCAUCCCCCUGCGCAGACAGGUAACAGUGUCGGCUGACUCCAGCUCCUCCAUGAACUCGGGCGUGAUGCUGGUGCGGCCCUCGCGCCUCUCCUCCAGCGGCACCCCCAUGCUGGCCGGCGUCUCCGAGUACGAGCUGCCCGAGGACCCGCGCUGGGAGCUGCCCCGGGACAGGCUGAUCCUGGGCAAGCCUCUGGGAGAAGGGUGCUUCGGCCAGGUGGUGCUGGCAGAAGCCAUCGGCCUUGACAAGGACAAGCCCAACCGUGUGACCAAGGUGGCCGUGAAGAUGCUCAAGUCCGAUGCCACAGAGAAGGAUUUGUCUGACCUCAUCUCUGAGAUGGAGAUGAUGAAGAUGAUUGGCAAGCACAAGAACAUCAUCAACCUGCUGGGAGCCUGCACGCAGGACGGACCCCUCUAUGUGAUCGUGGAAUACGCCAGCAAGGGCAACCUGCGGGAGUACCUGCAGGCACGGCGGCCCCCGGGCAUGGAGUACUGCUACAACCCCAGCCGCGUCCCCGAGGAGCAGCUCUCCUUCAAGGACCUGGUCUCCUGUGCCUACCAGGUGGCACGGGGCAUGGAGUACCUGGCCUCCAAGAAGUGCAUCCACAGGGACCUGGCAGCCAGGAACGUGCUGGUGACAGAGGACAACGUGAUGAAGAUCGCUGACUUCGGGCUGGCCCGUGACAUCCACCACAUCGAUUACUACAAGAAGACGACGAACGGUCGCCUGCCAGUGAAGUGGAUGGCCCCCGAGGCUCUCUUUGACCGAAUCUACACCCACCAGAGUGACGUGUGGUCCUUUGGGGUGCUGCUGUGGGAGAUCUUCACGCUGGGUGGGUCACCAUACCCUGGUGUGCCCGUUGAAGAGCUCUUCAAGCUGCUGAAGGAAGGUCACAGGAUGGACAAGCCCAGCAACUGCACCAACGAGCUGUACAUGAUGAUGAGGGAUUGCUGGCACGCCGUCCCUUCCCAGAGACCCACCUUCAAGCAGCUGGUGGAGGACCUGGACAGGAUCGUGGCCAUGACCUCCAACCAGGAGUACCUGGACCUCUCCAUGCCGCUGGAUCAGUAUUCUCCCGGCUUCCCAGACACCCGCAGCUCCACCUGCUCCUCGGGGGAGGACUCUGUUUUUUCCCACGACCCGCUCCCGGACGAGCCGUGCCUUCCCAAGCCGCCCCCCCAGCACAGCAACGGUGGCCUGAAGCGACACUGAGGGUGGCAGUGGCGGGGGUGCCACGCUGUGCCACGCUGUGCCGUGCCCGUGGACGCUGCCUGCACAGCCCGCUCGUGCCGGGCUGUUGCACAAGGGGUUCAGAGACAUCCGUGCCAUCUCACGUAACCAAAAGCAGCCACGUCCUGCCAGCUUCUCCUGCCUCCUCGUGCCAGCUCUCCACAGCCCACGGGCUUCGGCUCCAGGGUUUUUAUGGCAUUUCCUCCUUUUGUUUUUAAACCUCUUUUCCAUGGA